CAAGGGCGCGAUCUUGUAAGCGUUCCAAAAUGGAACGGAGGCGUUCCGUUCCAUCGAGCCGCACACGAUUGGUCAAUUUGAACCAUGACGAACGCCAUGACGUCAAUUGUGACGUGAACCGUGACGUCUUGCUGCUGUCAAUCAUUCCGUGUCGUCUGCUAACGGACGAACGCAACGGAACGGUUGCCGAGUCCGUCCGUUUCGAUAGAACGGAUUAGAACGGCUACCAGACGACUUGGAUUGGAUUGAAACGUAAGCGCUUGGGACAGUUAGCCUCUUUCGUAUCCGGUUCAAUCCAAAUCGGGAAUCCCAACAGUUGGAGAAAAUGGCGUUUUCUUUCUCUGCCGUGUCUUUUCGUGUCGCCUGUGCGGCUGCUGCAGCCGCGCAGAGACGAUGACCCGAGGUAGAUGAUGCAUUUAAAGAGUUGACGGAGGAAGAGUUCCGGCAAUAUUUUCGUCUGUCCAAACGAACAGUGCGUCGCUUGUGCGACGAGCUUGACUCCAUCAUUGGAUGCCAGCGAGCCAGUGGCCUUUCCACAGAAAGGAAGGUGUUGUGCGCGCUGCGAUUUUUCGGCACUGGAAGCUUCCGGAGGAGCGUUGGUCGCGAGGAGUAAAUAGGCAUGGCGCAGCCGGCCGCGAGCAACACCAUCCAGGAGGUGACGGAGGCCAUCAUUUCCGUGUCUGCCCGGAGAAAGUUGGUGGACUUUUCAUUGACACCGGCUGCCAAGGAUGAGGCAAAGGCGGCGUUUGCGCGACGCGGUGCCAUUCCAGGCGUGCUAGCGUGCGUCGACGACACGUUGAUCGCCGUUAUGAAGCCAGAGGGACUCAGCCCGGCCGACACGGCGAGCUUCAUGUCGAGGAAGGGUUAUUACGCCCUCAACGUCAUAGUCGUGUGCAACUCGGAACUUUGCAUCCUUGUUGUGGACCUCCGGCUCCCUGAUUCGGGCCACGACUCUUGGAUGUGGCAGCAUAAUGCACUGUGUACGCGCCUCGCCGCACAACUGCAGCCUGGCGAGUCUCUGCUUGGUGGCCAGCUACGACUAGUGCCAGGGAGCGCACCUUCUCCAGUAUGCCCUCCUGAGCCGCUGCCGUCCUCUCUGCCGCGAUGGCGAGCCGGGUGGUGGAUGGUUCGAUCCUUCGCAGCACCUGAAAUGAAUAAUUGUGGUGGAAUUGUUCAUAUGAGUUGCUGA
This is a messenger RNA of Dermacentor silvarum, 1189 nucleotides long. RefSeq lists its product as uncharacterized. Bases 620 to 1189 code for a protein of 189 amino acids. The transcript has 3 exons. Lineage: Eukaryota; Metazoa; Arthropoda; Arachnida; Ixodida; Ixodidae. The record is from RefSeq and is a predicted model, not a curated record.